Molecule: messenger RNA, 2284 nt
Organism: Aricia agestis (brown argus)
Lineage: Eukaryota; Metazoa; Arthropoda; Insecta; Lepidoptera; Lycaenidae
Product: probable ATP-dependent RNA helicase DHX35
Exons: 17
Coding region: 69-2192 (707 amino acids)
Cellular component (GO): intracellular anatomical structure; catalytic step 2 spliceosome
Molecular function (GO): ATP binding; RNA binding
Source: RefSeq, a predicted model, not a curated record
ACUUUAUUUCAUCAGUGAUAUUGUCAACAAAAAAACCUAAAGCUAUUGUGUUUGUAAAAAGUGUGAUCAUGUCAGAAAAACGGCCUAUGUUUGUCAAACCCGGUGAAAACUCGCUAUAUCCAAUCAAAAAUAAAGACGGUACUGUUGAAACAUUAGUCAAUCCGAACGUAGAGUCAGCGCUGAGUAUUGACAAUGACUCCAAAACAAGCUUCGUGUAUAACAGAUACCACCACCUGCCAAUGUCCACACAGAGGCAGAAACUGCCAGUGUUUCAAUACAGGAACCACAUACUGUAUCUACUGGAAAAGCACCAGACGCUCAUCUUGAUCGGUGAGACCGGCUGCGGCAAGUCCACACAAGUGCCACAGUAUCUCCUCGAGAUCGGCCAUCGUGUCUGCGUGACACAGCCGCGCGUGGCCGCCACCAUGACGCUCGCGGCCCGCGUCGCGGACGAGCGCGGCGAGCGAGUGGGCGAGACAGUGGGGUUUGCCGCUGCCAUGCGCUCCGAGAGGUCUGCCGAAACGCAGCUAUCUUUCCUCACCGAGGGAACCCUGCUUCGGGAGAUGUUCGCUUCGCCCCUGCUGAUGCAGUAUACCUGUAUUGUGUUGGACGAGGUGCAUGAGCGCUCGCUGAUGACGGACAUCCUCAUGGGGCUGCUGAAGAAGAUCGCCAAAAAACGCAAACACCUCAAGCUGGUGAUAUCAUCAGCGACGAUGGAUGCACAGUUCCUGCGGGAGUAUUUCGACCUGGGAGGUGGAACUAGUGUCAUCAUGUCGAUGGAGGGGCGAGUGCAUCCGAUAGAUGUGUUCUAUGCGGCGGAGCCGGUCCCGGACUACGUGCAGGCGACAGUGGAGACGGUGAUCAAGAUACACGAGAACCAGCCCUUCGGAGACAUACUGGCCUUCCUCACAUCACAGGAGGAGAUCCUCUCAGCACUCGAAACCCUCAACACGUACGCCGAAGACAACAACGACCGCAACGAGCGCAGGAAGCACUUCCCAUCAGGUGUGGGAGCGGUCAACAUGCUCGUUCUGCCGCUAUACGGAACCCUGCCUCAUUACCGACAGCUGAAGGUGUUUCAGUCAGCCGAUGGGAAGACGAGGAAAGUGGUGUUGGCCACUAAUAUAGCUGAGACCAGUGUUACCAUACCGGGCAUUAACUAUGUGAUAGACUGCGGGUUCCACAAGCUGGCCCACUACAGCGUGUCCGCCGGCGUCGAGUGCGUGUCUGUCUGUCCGUACAGCGCGCAGAACGCGACGCAGCGGGCGGGCAGGGCGGGCCGGACGGCGCGCGGACAGUGCUACAGACUGUACACGGAAGAGGCUUACAAUCAACUCCCCCCUCUCACGGCUCCGGAGAUCCGGCGCGCGGACCUCUCCGCCGCGCUGCUGCAGCUGCGAGCGCUGGGGAUUGAGAACCUGCUCAAGUUUCCGUUCCCGACCAAGCCUCCAGCCAAGCACGUGCUUUCAGCGCUCGAGUUGCUGCUAGCUCUCAAGGCCGUAGACAAAACCGGCGGACUGACGCAGCGCGGUGAGAUGAUGGCCGAGCUGCCUGUGCGACCGAUGUGCGCGGCCAUGUUGGUUAAUAGCGGCGAGUACGGCUGUAUAGACGAGAUACUGACUAUAGUGUCGAUGUUACAAGUCGACGGUAUAUUCAUGAAGGGGAGCGGUAAGAGCGCAAUAGAGGCCAGGGUCGCCAGGAGGAAUAACUUUGAGGUGGCGGAAGGUGACAUACUAAUGUAUCUGAACGUGUACGACUCGUACGCGGCGGUGCGCGAUACAAGAGCAGCCAAAGAGUGGUGCCGGCGACGGUACAUCAACCACAGGGUUAUGGAGAAGGCUUAUGAAAUAAGAUGCAGCUUAGAGAAGUUAGUGAAGAACAAGUUCAAACUGGAAGACGCGGUGUUUGAGGGACCGGAUUUAGGGACGGGCAAAACCAUCCGCAUAAUGAAGGCAGUUCUCUCCGGGUUAUUCCCGGCGGCAGCGCGUCUCACCCCGUCCGGUUACCGCGGGCUGCGCGGCGCCGAGCUGUAUAUCAGUGGUGAUAGCUGUCUGUAUCACACGCAGCAGCCGAGCUGGCUAGUCUACGCGUCUAUAUCGACGUCCUCCGACAGAACGCUCAUGCGAGACCUCAUGGUGGUGCAGCGGGAGUGGCUGCUGGAGGUCGCGCCGCACUACUACAGGCUUACUUAACGCACCUGCAGCUCUCCCGGUGAUGCGGAUCGCACUUACAACUUCUCCAGUGAUGCAAAUCGCAGUUGGAAGUCCUCUAGUGAUGCGGAUAG